GAAAUAAUCAGAAUAAAACCUGUCCUGCUUGAACCUGACUUGAUUUCAGAUUGGAUUGGCUCGUUGCCAGUCCCUACUUAGGGGCGUGCUAAAAACAGCACAACCUGUGUGCUUGUAGCCUGAGAGACACACACCAAAUCUGUGCAUCAUAACACUGCAUUCAAAACAGCCUGUUGCUUUGUCAGUGCCGGUACAACAGUAGAACUGUUGCUGUGCGAACUCAUCGAGAGACAGAACUCGUCCUUCAAGAAUAGCAGAUUAUCCGGUUGAGGAUGAGGAUUUCCUCAUAGGUAUUGAAGCCAAAGGUCUCAGGUCCAAUACUGUGAGGAGGCGGCUAUGAUUCCCAAGCUGAUGACAGUGGAGGGCCUCAGGGAGGUAACAUUUGGACACAGGUCCCCCCGACAUGGACUCAAGCUCCUACACUGGUUCUCCACCAAGGCCGUGGAGUUUAAUGAUGACGGACAGAUGGAGUUGCAGUGCGACCCAGACAACGGGGAUUACGGAUUCCAUCACUACGGAAACUUCGAGGAUCUCCUCCCUCCGGGUAAGACAUACUUUAUAGUGGGAAACCUGAACUCGUUGUACCACCAUGGAGCCCAGGACCUGCCCGCCUAUGUGAGAGAGGCCUAUGGCAGCCAGAAAAACUGCUACGAACGAAACAAGGACCGCAUCAUUAUCAGCCUGGACAGAGCAUCGAGACUGAUAGGGGAAGUCUACAUCACAGAGCACAGAUUCGGUCUGAGCGACUUCAGUGAGGAAGGAACCUUUCUCCUCAGCCCUGACAUCAUCAGGGAAGCAGGGGACAUGCAGCGGAUGGACUUCCUGACAUGCGUUGGAUUCCUUUUCCCUGUGAAUCUGGGGGUGGACCUUCGGGAAAGUUCCUUUUCGUCCGACAGCUCCCUCGACAGCGAUGAGACUGAUGAUGAGGGGCAGGAUGUCAGCUGUGGAUCUGAAGAGUGGGAAGGGCCAGAUAGCAAUGCAUCCUCAGGGUGGGGGGUGUCUGUCAGAUGGGCACCCAGCCCUGGAGAGGUGUGUUCUAGUCCACCUGCAAAUACAAACUGCAUGAACCCCCCUGACCACCUGCCGGUCCAAAACACACUCUUCCACGAAUUGCCCGGGGUUCACCGGGAAGUUCAGAAACAGCCAUCUUUCCAGGAUUCUAAAGCUGAUCCAACAUUAGUGGAACUACUCCCCUGUAAACAGUUUAUUGCUGAUUCAAAUGUAAACCAGUCUGGUUCUGGGCCCACACCUUUGAACCAACUACCCUUUCAGCAGUCUGAUCUUCAGAACCAUCCAUCUCACCCACUGCUUUAUUCAGACGUAAAGCCUCAGAACAAAAAUUUUUUUCUGCAGCCUGACCCUGAUACUAAACCACCAAACCAAAUGUCUUACCAGGAACCUGCUAGUGAUCCAAAACUACAGAGUCAGCCCCCUUACCAGAAUGAUGGUUCUGAUUCAAAAUGUGAAAACCACCUCUUCAGCACGCUGCCUGUCCCUCACCCAGAAACUCAGAACACAGGAUACCAGCAAGAUCCUGCGACCGGUGUUGGAAUUCCCCAUGGUCCAGACCACAAACAGGAGAUUAUGGACGAUGCAGUAGUGAUUAACUAUUUCAUCAAUCAAGAGGAUGUUAUACCUCUUGUCGUAAUUGUGAUGGUUGUUUUAAUACUGAUAGUUUUUUCAUUCAUAACCCUUGGCUUUAUUAUCAUUGUAUCCUUGUGUGUGGAAACAGACUGCAAUCCGAAGUGGGAGUUGGAGAAGUUUUACCUUGUCUUGUCCAACCUAACUCUUGAAGAGUUAGAACCUCAGGACGUUACAGUGCUUCAUAUCAAAAAGAAAAGGAAGCAAUUUUGAUUCCAACACGUGAGGAUGACUCUUUAAUGGUUGAAUGGGUUGCGACGAAUGACUCUUUAAUGGUUGAAGAUGAAAACUUAUCAAAAUAAUGGUUCUGCUUCAAAAACUACAAAAGUAAGCUAAAAGCAUGCACUCUAUAGCGCCGCCUUCAGGCAAGGCACAUUUAGUGCAUUUUGUUUUGUUUUUUUUACCAUAACUGGUAUUCUUUGGUCUAAAUUAAAAUGUGAUGUCUGUCCAUCUAGUAAAGAAGGCUGAACAAGACUUACACAGUCUGCCAUGUGUCAUUUUCCAUAAAUUAAAAUAUAUUUUAUUCUACUGCCAAAAUUAACUCCUCUGAAAUUAUGAGAUUUUGCCAAUGCUGCUUGGAUUCCAUUAAUUGCCACUUGUGACUAUAUUGUUCUUUUUGCUUCUGUUCUGGUUUUGAAUUUGGUUUUGACUUGCUUUUAAAACUUGUGCAAUGAAAGUUGUCAAAGGAGCAAGCCCUGGGCCUGGUUCAGUUUUAAAAUAUUUUAAACAACUGUACGCUGUGUUUAAUUGCCUUCAUUAUGACUGCUGUCGUGAAUGUGGAAAAUCACCUGACUUCUAGAAUGUUGAGGAACCGGUCUGGUUCCAUGUUAACAAGCUCAGUCACAUGCCAAGGCGAGAAACAGUAGCAGCUGGAUUCGAUCCAAAAGCUUGUCAUAGAAAAGAAUGCUGGUCUUUUUCCCAAUAAAAAAGGGAGAUUGCCUACAGUGCAUAGCGAACAUAAAAGUUGAUCAGGUAUGCGGAUAUAUUUUGAUAUCUGAAAAAGUUCUAUGCUACAGGUCCACCACCUCCACCCUUACUAAUAAAUGUAUCUCUGACUUUUUGCCCCCUCUUUAUUAGAUAUAUAUUCAUAUUGUGAAUUUGUACAUAAAAAUAUUUAUAUAUUGUAUUUUGUACUUACAGGACAAAGUCUACCAUAUCUUGUUGGUGAAGUUUCCGUCUCUCUAUAGUGAAGACAGGGACAGGGACAUACAUUUCAUCAUAUGAAACAUAUAUUUUUAUUCAUAAAACAAUUAUAUGAAUAUAUACCGUUUGUAACUGCAGUAUAUAAAAUCUGUAUUUUUUUCCGUACAAGAAAGCAAUUACAGUGUCAUGUUAAUGAAUGUCAAUGUCAAUUAAUUAAUCAAAUUUCUCAUCUCCUGAAUUAUCAGAAUUGAAAUAGAAAUGACACACACCUCACAGAACAUCCAUAAUAACAGACGGCGUGUUGUGUACUGUUCACAUAGACAUGAAGUCAGACAGCAUUUAUUCCAGUAUGGGCACUACCGAACAUCCAAAGCAAGAGAUCCUCACUAAGAGACUGCUAGAUUUAAUCUUGGGUGACAGCACUGGUGAACUGGACACAUGCAAUGAAACAUCAUCUACUCUCAGCUAAACAUACUUACCUGGGAGACAGUUAUAGUCAGGAGAUGGUAUGAUGUCUAGCCAUUGUGGGGGGGAAAUGGCUAGACAUCAUAUCCCUAGCAAAUGCUCUCCACCAGCAAAUUUGUCUUCAAAGGUAAAGAAAUAAUGGGUCCUCCUCAAUAUGGCCGCCAUAUUCUCAUUGUCGAGAUGAAUAGCUUGGACUGCCCUUGGUAAUAACAAAUGAGAAGGGUCUGUAGCAUUCGGUACGGUGGAAAACCAGAUUCGUCUCAGCCACACCCACAGGUGCAGAUGACACACAUAACUAGGUUGUGUUAACUAAUCAGUCCCGGUGCUUAAAGGUGUGUUCCUCUCCACGGAAUGGGGCUGAAACCAGGUGCGGACGCCGAGAGAGUGCUUAAAGGUGUGUUCCUGUCCACGGUACGGGCUUGAAACCAGGUGCGGACGCCAAGAGAGUGUGUCCGUUUUUGGAGUUUUUGUUUGCAGUCGCAUAGAAGGCAUAAGGUGGAGCUGGAAACUGAAAAGUUGACCCCUGAGACCAGCGGCAAGCUGAAAAUCUGUCGCUGCGUUUUACUCUCUUUAGUCUUUGUUAUUUUAGUUUGUUGUUUUUUGCCCAGAACCUGUGAGGGGGAAAGGUCAAAGUCUUUGUUUUUGUGUUGAUGUGGAUGCGUGCUGGUGUGGAUCUCUCUAUCUCCCUGUCUCUCUCUCUCUCCCUCCCAGGGGUGUCACAUGGUGUGUGACAGGGCCAUCGAUUGAAACUGUCUGACUAAAUCCACCCAAAAGAUCAUUGCAAAAAGAGAGGCACCUUCAGGAGAACAGAGGGAACAGGGCCAAUUGUGCAUAUGUGGCAGAGCAGGAGGGCUUUGAAUAAAAUAAUGUUUACCUGGAAGACUGUUCCUGCAGGAAGCACGUUCAUCUUGUUCAGCCUGCCCUGGGGGUUUUAAUGUAUUACAGAUAUAUACGUAAUACAUUCGUAAAAACAUUAAAACCUCCAUGGCAGGUUGGACAAGGUGAAUGUGCUUCCUCCAAGAACAGUCAUAGAAUGAAAUAAUGUUUAUAUGGAUGACCUUUCUUGCAGGAAGCAUGUUCAGCCUGCCACAGGGGUUUUACCGUAUUACUUAUAAGUAAAAAAGAUUUCCUGGAGCAGAAAGAUCCACAGACUGAGCAAGUUCACUGAGUAUACUGAGACUUAAUACUGAAUAUACUAUAUCCCAUGUUCGGUUAUCCUGA
This is a messenger RNA of Anguilla rostrata (American eel), 4470 nucleotides long. RefSeq lists its product as uncharacterized. The record is from RefSeq and is a predicted model, not a curated record. The transcript has 2 exons. Bases 337 to 1854 code for a protein of 505 amino acids. Lineage: Eukaryota; Metazoa; Chordata; Actinopteri; Anguilliformes; Anguillidae.